Molecule: messenger RNA, 3564 nt
Organism: Rhagoletis zephyria (snowberry fruit fly)
Lineage: Eukaryota; Metazoa; Arthropoda; Insecta; Diptera; Tephritidae
Gene: uex
Product: metal transporter uex
Biological process (GO): transport; magnesium ion homeostasis
Cellular component (GO): plasma membrane
Molecular function (GO): transmembrane transporter activity
Source: RefSeq, a predicted model, not a curated record
CAUUAACUUUGACAGUUGAAAAUUGUUCGUUAAGUGUUGUGCAUCGGGCAAUAUUUCUCUGGGUUUUUGGUUGCAAAGUGGUAUAGUGAAUUAAACAAAAAAGUUAUUUAUUAAAUACGAAAACUAAAAUGCAAUUAGAAAGGAAAAAGUCAUACAAAAGCCAGAUACGGACUAGAAAUAAACAUUGUUUGCAAAAAGACACGUCCAGUGAUACAAAUAAACAGUCAUCGGUACGUUGUUUAUCAUCUUCAGGCGCUCCAUUAGCCCCAACGCUCUUGUUGCCAUCCAUACUGCCGCUUGAAAAAAGUGAAAAAUCAAUGCUUCAUCAUUUAUUAUGUUGCCCGGAUGCACUUCAAUCUCGACGUAGCAAUCACAGUGCAUCCAAUCGUUCCCGUGUGCAUUCAAAAGUGCAAAGCCUUCCUAUACUCGUGUUAUCUAUAAUUGCUAUAUAUGAAUGCUUUUCUUUUGGCAUCUGUGCAGAAAUCAAAAGUAAAAGUGGUUUAUUGAGUGGAUCAUUAGAAACAUCAGGGGGCGAUCUGGUACCUAGAAUUAUCGAAAAUGUUCCUAGCGAAAGCAAGAGCAAUGCAUCUGUGGCGCAAUACUCAGAUUCAGCACAACUUAAACAUCGAAUUGCACGUGAUACCACCAUUGAUGAUCUUAAAGUUAUUGGAUUUCGUGUAGAGUCUAGCAACAAUGAAAUCGAUUAUCACGACGGAGGCGUGCCAAGUGUUCUUAAAGACGCCGAUUUCACAAUGCGAAUUUUCGGCAAAGGUAUUACACCAGAUACGGUUAUAACAUUUACUACCAUAUCCAACACGUUCGGUGGAAAAUGUCAAAUACCGGCAACAUUAUUGUACAAACCUAUAGAAGGUUCAGCGACCAACGAAUCUGCAGUCUAUCGGUUGUCACUUCCAAAACUAGACAAAGCCAUGACCAAUGGCAGCGAAAUAUUUUACUUGUGUGCUAAAAAUGAUCCGCAAAUGGACAUAGGAAUCGCUACAGAUACUAAACCAAUGGUACAUCAAGGCGGAGAUAUUUAUCUCCAAAUGCGAACAUAUGAAAAUUUGCUGCCAAUCUGGCUAUCAAUUGUCAUCAUCCUUGUUUGUUUGGGCUUCUCUUCACUAUUUUCGGGUCUCAAUUUGGGUCUGAUGUCACUUGAUCGUACUGAGUUGAAGAUCCUUUGCAACACUGGUUCGGCUCGCGAACGACAAUAUGCCAGAAUUAUUCAACCAGUCCGUGAUCAAGGAAAUUUCUUACUCUGCAGUAUUCUAUUGGGUAAUGUGUUGGUGAACUCUACAUUCACUAUUCUCUUGGAUGGAUUAACGUCGGGUCUUUUUGCUGUUAUUGUGUCCACGCUUGCAAUUGUUAUAUGUGGUGAAAUCACACCUCAGGCUGUUUGUUCUCGUCACGGUUUGGCGAUAGGUGCUAAAACAAUUGGAAUUACAAAAGUAGUAAUGGUGCUCACAUUCCCAAUGUCAUAUCCGAUUUCAAAAAUGUUAGAUUGUGCGUUGGGUGAAGAAAUCGGUAAUGUUUAUAAUCGGGAGCGUCUAAAGGAAUUGGUGAAGGUCACAACUGGUGUUAACGAUCUAGAUAAGAAUGAAGUCAAUAUUAUUUCUGGUGCACUGGAGUUGCGUAAAAAGACUGUAUCCGAUGUAAUGACACAUAUCGAUGAUGCUUUCAUGCUAUCACUUGACUCUGUUUUAGACUUUUCAACUGUGUCGGAUAUUAUGAAGUCAGGUUUCUCCCGUAUACCCGUCUACGAUGGGGAUAGGAAAAAUAUCGUUACCCUGUUGUACAUUAAAGACUUGGCAUUUGUUGAUACCGAUGAUAAUACCCCAUUACGUACGCUUUGCGAGUUCUAUCAGAAUCCUGUACAUUUCGUUUUUGAGGAUAUGACUCUGGAUCUUAUGUUUAAUCAAUUUAAAGAUGGUACGAUCGGCCAUAUUGCAUUUGUACAUCGCGUAAACAACGAGGGUGACGGCGAUCCAUUCUAUGAAACAAUCGGUCUCGUAACUCUUGAAGAUGUUAUUGAAGAGUUAAUUCAGGCUGAGAUUGUUGAUGAAACGGACGUAUACAUCGACAAUCGCACGAAGGUGCGUCGCAAUCGCAGCAAAAAGCAGGACUUCUCCGCUUUUGCUGAACGUCGUGAAAAUCAAAAAAUACGCAUUUCUCCACAACUCACACUGGCCACGUUCCAGUAUUUAAGUACAUCUGUCGAUGCCUUUAAAAAGGAAGUCGUUUCCGAAACAAUCUUGCGGCGCCUACUUAAUCAAGAUAUUAUCCAUGCCAUCAAGUGCAAGGGUAAAAGCAAAGAUGAUCCCCGUCUGUUUAUUUACCAACAAGGAAAGGCAGUGGAUUUCUUCGUACUUAUUUUAGAAGGACGUGUCGAAGUAACUGUUGGUAAAGAGAAUUUACUCUUCGAAAGUGGCGCAUUUACUUACUUUGGUACCGCAGCACUUCAACCAAAUGUUGUUGUUGACUCGCCUACUCAACAAUUACGUGGAUCUAUUCAGUCAUUGAACAUAGAUGCCAAGAUUCGCCAGACAUUUAUACCAGACUAUUCGGUUCGUGCAGUCACUGAUGUCGUCUACAUCGCUAUAAAGCGUAGCCUUUACUUAACUGCCAAGAAAGCGACACUUUUAGAAAAGACCCGCAAGAGUGGCAUUGAAAUAAACAGUGAAAUAACUGAUGAUGAAGUGGAAAAGUUAUUACACUCUGUGAACGAAGAUGAAAUAAGGGCGCGCAGCAAUCAUAAGACAUCUGUUGUAACCGGUAGUAAUACGGCUUCACCAUCAUUAAAUGACAUUUCAUUACAGAGCCAUAGCAACGCGCCGCCUCCGCACAAUUUGCACAGCAGUAGUAGUGGUGAAGUUUUGGAUGUGGGCUCUUUAAGUAGCCAAAUUACAUCAGAUCCAGUAAACGAUCAAUCCGAUCACAAUGGCGAACGCGAAAACGUCGCUACCACACCACUUUUGCCUAAGCCUAGCGAUACUGCUAACAACAAAUAACAACCAACAACAACCAACUUAACAUCCAACGCUGGUAACCCAAAAGUUUACAUGUGCAUAAGAGUAGAAAACUAGCAAAACCAUUCAACCAUCCUUGUUUUUUUGGUUCUAAGUAUCGCAACGUAUUAAAACACAGCACGCAACCGCCACGCCGUUUACCACCGUCAACAUUUUUACCACGAGCAAUAUAAUGCGUACCAUUAAUACAUACAUACAUAUUUGCAUACUUACAUGUUGAUUCGGUUAUCAGUGCCACAUCCCUAAAACAUUGUACAUAUGUAUGUAAGUGCGAUAUGUACUUAAUUACAAUGAAACAUUUACCUGCGGAUUCAGCAAUUGCAAUGGCUUAACAGUAUGGUCGUUGUCAACUACCGCAAGAUUAUUAACUCUUAUACUUGUUAUACUUAAUUAAUUUUACUAUGCACUUUACUAUGCAACUUUUGAACUUUAGCGAUUGUUCAGAUUUGUUUAGGUUUUCGCUGAACACGUCGUCACCACCCUCUACUUUUUCGUUUUUAAUACUUAGCUUAAGCAUAAAAUCUAAUGAUCAUCAUCA